Suncus etruscus (white-toothed pygmy shrew) is the source of this 2121-nucleotide messenger RNA. RefSeq names its product signal transducing adaptor molecule (gene STAM). NCBI's taxonomy places the organism in Eukaryota, Metazoa, Chordata, Mammalia, Eulipotyphla, Soricidae. The coding region runs from base 12 to 1625 and encodes 537 amino acids. Gene Ontology annotation, cellular component: ESCRT-0 complex. The record is from RefSeq and is a predicted model, not a curated record. Gene Ontology annotation, molecular function: phosphatidylinositol binding; ubiquitin binding. Gene Ontology annotation, biological process: protein transport to vacuole involved in ubiquitin-dependent protein catabolic process via the multivesicular body sorting pathway. The transcript has 14 exons.
CGGCGGCCGAGAUGCCGCUCUUCGCCAGCAACCCCUUCGACCAGGAUGUCGAGAAAGCUACCAGUGAGAUGAAUACUGCUGAGGACUGGGGCCUUAUUUUGGAUAUUUGUGAUAAAGUCGGUCAGUCUCGUACUGGACCUAAAGAUUGUCUUCGAUCUGUCAUGAGGAGGGUCAACCACAAAGAUCCUCAUGUUGCCAUGCAAGCCUUGACUCUUCUAGGAGCAUGCGUUUCAAACUGUGGCAAAAUUUUUCACUUAGAAGUAUGUUCAAGAGAUUUUGCUAGUGAAGUAAGCAAUGUAUUAAAUAAGGGUCACCCUAAAGUGUGUGAAAAAUUAAAGGCUCUUAUGGUUGAAUGGACAGAUGAAUUUAAGAAUGAUCCACAACUUAGUCUAAUAUCAGCAAUGAUAAAGAACCUUAAAGAGCAAGGAGUUACAUUUCCAGCCAUUGGCUCCCAGGCUGCAGAACAGGCCAAAGCAAGUCCAGCUCUGGUCGCCAAGGAUCCUGGUACUGCAGCCAACAAAAAGGAAGAAGAAGAUCUAGCAAAAGCCAUUGAGUUGUCUCUGAAAGAACAAAGGCAGCAAACAACCUCACUUUCCACUUUGUAUCCCAGCACCUCCAAUCUCCUAACUAACCACCAACACGAAGGCCGGAAAGUUCGUGCUAUAUAUGACUUUGAAGCUGCUGAAGAUAAUGAACUUACUUUUAAAGCUGGAGAAAUUAUUACUGUUCUGGAUGACAGUGACCCCAACUGGUGGAAGGGCGAAACCCAUCAAAGCAUGGGGUUAUUUCCUUCUAAUUUUGUGACUGCAGAUCUCACUGCGGAACCAGAAAUGAUUAAAACAGAGAAGAAGACAGUGCAAUUCAGUGAUGAUGUUCAGGUAGAGACAAUAGAGCCAGAGCCAGAACAAGCUUUCAUAGAUGAAGCAAAGAUGGACCAGUUGCUACAGAUGCUGCAGAGUACAGACCCCAGUGAUGAUCAGCCUGAUCUUCCAGAGCUCCUUCACCUUGAAGCAAUGUGUCACCAGAUGGGACCGCUCAUUGAUGAAAAGCUGGAAGAUAUUGAUAGGAAACAUUCAGAACUUUCAGAGCUUAAUGUCAAAGUGAUGGAUGCACUUUCCUUAUACACCAAGUUAAUGAACGAAGAUCCCAUGUAUUCUAUGUAUGCAAAAUUGCAGAAUCAGCAGUAUUACAUGCAGGCCUCGGGUGUGGCUAGUUCUCAGGUCUAUGCGGGGCCUCCUCCAAGUGGUGCAUAUCUGGUUGCAGGGAAUGCACAGAUGAGCCAGCUCCAGAGCUACAGCCUUCCCCCAGAGCAACUGCCUUCUCUCAGCCAGGGAGUUGUUCCACCGCCUACCACCCCAGCGCUCUCCAGUCAGCAGGCGCAGGCCUCUUACCCUAAUGCAAUGGUUGGCUCUGUUCAAGGAAGUGCAUAUCCCACCCAAGCCUCAGUGUACAGUCCUCCUCCUGUCGCUGCUGCUGCUACUGCUGAUGUUGCUCUCUACCAGAAUGCAGGGACUAAUCUGUCCCAGGUGCCAAACUAUAACUUGACAUCAGCAUUGCCUCAGCCAGGAAGCAGCCAGCAGCCGCCUCCACCUCAGCAGCCGUAUUCACAGAAGGCUCUACUAUAGGACUCGGAUUCUCUUUGUGGCACAUGUCUGCGGAAUGCCUUUGGCAUUGUCCCAAGGUUCUUAUGUCUUAAGAUUUGUUUGUCCUCAGCUUAUAGGAAUCUGUCUGGGUCAGCAGUUCAGAUAUUCAAGAAGGUAGAGCGCUUGGAUAUGCACUGACUUCAGAGCUUCUCCCUGCCCCUUUCCCCAGAAGAAUGAAACUACUUACAACAUUUACUUCCUUUCAUAAUAUGAAAGAAUGGAGACAAGAUUAUUUGUCUUGUAAACAACACUCAGUCUGUAAAACGGCAAACUUACAAAACCUUUUGUGGCAAAUAUUGUGUGUAUAUAUAUGUGUAUAUAUUAUAUAUAUUGAUGUGUAACUUCAUUAGUGGUCAUUUUGAAUCACAGUGGUGAUCAUGUGAAUAUAUUUAACACUGUUAAAUUAAUUUACAUUGCUAUUUUAUUUUAAUCAUAAACAACUACCAUGUUUCAUAAGUUUGUGUAGGUUUAAGAUAAU